Hippocampus zosterae (dwarf seahorse) is the source of this 3418-nucleotide messenger RNA. RefSeq names its product A kinase (PRKA) anchor protein 17A (gene akap17a). The coding region runs from base 209 to 2179 and encodes 656 amino acids. NCBI's taxonomy places the organism in Eukaryota, Metazoa, Chordata, Actinopteri, Syngnathiformes, Syngnathidae. The transcript has 7 exons. The record is from RefSeq and is a predicted model, not a curated record. Gene Ontology annotation, molecular function: nucleic acid binding.
GGUCAAAGUUGGUAUGAUGCGGAAGUGGCUUCUCUUGUGUUCAUUUGAUCCCGCAGCUCGUUGGCUGUCCUCAAAAUCAUUUUAUUGUCUUUUAUCGCGAAGUUGCCAGAUGUGUGAUCGUUUGAUUUUUUUGUUAUAAGAGAAGUUUUAAGAGCUUCGUUUAUAUUGCACGCGCGGGGUUUUAAGGUUUCAAGUGCUGUCUGUCACAAUGACCACCAUCGUCCAUGACACCACAGAGGCGGUGUGCCUCUCUGCCGAGUACAACAUGUACUUGAAGCCCAUCGCCAAAAUGACCAUCAGCGUGACACUUCCACAGCUCAAGCUGCCGGGAAAGAGCAUCUCCAACUGGGAGGUAAUGGAGAGAGUAAAGGCCAUGGUGGUGCCCGACCAGUUCUCAGCCCUGCGGGUCUCCAAGAGCACCAUGGACUUCAUUCGUUUUGAGGGAGAAGUGGAGAACAAAACGGUUGUUAAGAGUCUGUUGAGUCGCCUGGAUGGGAAGAGCAUCAAACUUAGUGGAUUUACUGAUGUACUGAAAGUUCGUGCCGUGGAGAACAAAGUGGACUUCCCAACAAGACACGACUGGGACUCUUUCUUUCGAGAUGCCAAAGACAUGAAUGAAACUCUUCCGGGUGAGCGACCGGACACGAUUCACUUGGAAGGUCUGCCCUGCCGCUGGUUCAGUCAGAAACAAAGCGGUUUUCCCGAUCGUCCGUGUGAGGAGGCUCUCAUCGCUGUCUUUGAGGCCUUUGGCAAGGUGCGCAACGUGGACAUCCCGAUGCUGGAUCCGUAUCGGGAGGAGAUGCUGGACAAAAACUUUAAUACUUUUAGUUUCGGGGGCCAUCUGAACUUUGAGGCUUAUGUGCAGUAUCACGAAUACUGCGGCUUCACCAAGGCCAUGGACACGAUGCGCGGCAUGAAGUUGAUGCUGAAAGGAGAUGAUGGAAAGGCAGUGGCCUGCAACAUCAAGGUGACGUUUGACACCACAAAGCAUCUCGGCGAGUCAGCUGUGAAGAAGCGAAACCUGGAGAGGCUCAAGCUGCAGGAGUUAGAGAAGCAACGAGAGGACCAGAAGCGGCGGGAGAAAGAAGAAGAAGAGCGACGUAAAGAGCAGGAGCGGAAACAGAAGGAGCAGGAAGAAGAGGAGCGGGAGCGAAAGAAGGAGGAGAAGCAGCGCAAGCGUGAGCAGAAGCUGCAGGAGAGAGAAGAGAGGAGGAACAUGAAGAGGAUGAGGAAGCAGCAGGAGGAGGAGCAGAAGAAGCUUCAGAUGAAGAUCGCCAUGGAGGAAAGGAGGCUUCUAUUGGCCCAGCGCAACCUGGAAUCAAUCCGCCUCAUCGCUGAGCUGCUGGCCAGAGCCAAGGCGGUCAAGCAGCAGCAGCAGGAGAAGGAACGCGCCGAACGCGAGGAGCACGAAAAGCGGGAGAAGGCUCGGCAGGAGGAGGAGCGGGUCCGUCGCGAGCAGCAGGAGGCGUGCCGGCGCAAGCAGCAGGAGGAGCUCCUCAAGGUGGAGCUGGAGAAGGAACGGGCCUUGGACCUCCAACGGCGGGAGAAGGAACUGAGGGAGAAGCUGCUCUCCAACAUGCUGAAGAACACCGGCGAGAAGGAGCAGGUGAACUCUGGAGGGAGCAAAGAGGCCCCAGAUCCUGGCAGGGAAGAUGCAUCUCUGCUGGCCCUGGGUCAGGUAAACGGAUUGAAGGCAGCAGAGGGCAAAGAGAAACCAGUCUCCACACCUUCCGAAAUGUCAGGAAAAGGCAAAGGGACAAAGGUGAGCAAGGUGGCUGAUGAUGUGAAGAAGACGAAGGAGGAGAGGAGGAAAGAGGAGGCGAGGAGCCAGUACAGCAAGGAGCGUGACCGCAGCUCCAGGAGGCUCCAUUCCAGCACCAGCAGGAGGAGAAGGAGCAGGAGCAGGACCAGCAGCCACCGCAGGACCUCCAGGAGGAGCGACAGCCCGCGCCGCAAGAGGAGGCACAGCCACAGCCACUGGAGCAGAAGCACAAGCUCCAGCCGGGACCGGAGCAGGAGCAGCGGAGGGAGGAGCUACAGCAGGGGAAGGAGCCGCAGGCACAGUCACCGUCGAUACAGCAGAGACAACUCCAGGAGCAUCAGCCGGGACAGAGGUCGCCACGACCGAGGACACAGGCGGCGCAGCUCCAGUCAAGACAGGAGUCACUCCAGAAGAUGAACACGCUCCUCUUGGCAUGUUGCAGCCAAGUUCUUCAUUUUGACUUUUGGAAAUUAAAUGAAGAGCAUAUUUCAAAGACGCACAAACAGCGCGAGCAUUGUUUUUCACACUAACAUCAACUCAAGUUUACUUGUACAUUGUUAGCCAUCCUUUCCACACUCACUUGACAUUGCAUUGGCUUCAUCGUGAAACAACAUUAUCUCACCUUUCUAUUACUUUUUUUUCCAAAGGUGAUAGGUGGGGGAGCAUCUGGUGUUGCUCUACUGUAAAUUUCAAACUUGCAAACAACUUACCCGAUGCAUCUCCACCAGUAGAUGGCAGUGAUGCCCCAUUCUCAAUACAAGAUCAGCACCGUUUGCGUCCAUUGGGACAAGUGGCUGCGUUUUGUGCAACCUAUCAUUUCUUUUACCACUUUUACUCUGUUCUUUAUUUCUCUUGUGGGUCUUGAAAUUGCCAAAAUUCUCUAAAACGCUUGGCCGUGAAUGAGGUCAUGCACAAUUAAUCCAACAAAUCAGACAGACUAAAAACAUGAGAUGAAAUUCUUAAAUAGCUUUUUCAAGUUCCAGAGGGAAAGAGAAGAAUUGUUUCACUCAUCUAACAGUAUUUGUGCAUUAGUAACAUGAAAAAAAAAUUAACAGCAACUACUUGACUCAUAGGAAUGCACUUGGAAAACUGAACUGUGUUUCGGAUUAGCCCCUCAGACACUCUGUGACCACUUCUGCUGCAACUGAUGUCUUGCUGGAAGAAGCGAACCACCACAAAUGUGAACUACUGACCACUUGAAAACAGUUCUCAGCUGCCUCAAAUGUUGUUUUUUUUUUUUUAAGUUUGUCUUGAAGCAGCCGGAGAAAACUCAGGAUUUACAACCAACGGAAUGCUUCCUGAAAAUGGUUGAAACACAUCUUUAUUUCCCUAAAGGCAUUUCUUCUUCUUUUUUAAUUUUUUAAAUAAGAUUUUCUGAUUGUAUGAAAGCGUUCUUGUUCUUUUAGUGUGACCGACUUGCGAGAUGAAAGCUUAGGAGAAAGAGUGACUAAAUUCUUUGAAGCUGAUUAAGCAUGCAGCCCAGUUUCCAGAACAAGAGGAAUGUUAGAACUCUUGACAUGGUGGCUCUUGAUAAAAUUGCAAGGGACUCAAGAUACUCUCUGUCACUCGCUUAGAAUUUUGGAUUUGUCAAAUCAAGAGUACUGUGCAGCCAGGAGGAUGCUCACGACAAAGUAAAUAAAACUUCUAGGCUUUAUA